Molecule: messenger RNA, 2160 nt
Organism: [Torrubiella] hemipterigena
Lineage: Eukaryota; Fungi; Ascomycota; Sordariomycetes; Hypocreales; Clavicipitaceae
Source: the annotation of a GenBank genome assembly
CUGGUUGCAUUCUUCACAGCUACACAAACAAGUUAUCAAUCAAACCCAAGAGAUUUCGCCACGCAAGGCUCCCCGUUGCACCGCGACAGACUGCACCAUCUCUCCAAACCAACAUGCGGCUUACAAACAGCCCCUACCAGCGCAACAAUGGGUAGCAUCGCUUAAGCAUGCGGCAAGCGGUCCACAGUUUAGUGGAAAGCCAAUCGGCACUCUAGUGCCUUAGCGGGGAGCCAUGAAGACGUGACCACGCCAAAAAGCGAAAACGGCUGAAUGCGCCUAAAAAAAUGCGAUUCAACAUUUUGAACCUCGUGGGGUUUUCCCCUUGCAACUACGUUUCGAGCCGAUUUGGUUCAAUUAGCCCUCUAGUGGUGUAAACGAGAUCUCCGGCUUCACUUUUCUCUCUUAUUACAACAACUUGCUACUAUCCCUCUCCCGAUCUCUAUCUCUACGCCCUUUACUUCGUCAUCCCGGCUUCCUCGGGUCUCUGGCUUGUGAUUCUUAAAACACCGCAACACCCCAAGCCCGAAGCCGGAGCUGAACACAGACGAACCGGACCACCACCAUGGACCGACCACAGAAACUCGUUGUAAUAGGCGCAGGCCCUGUUGGUGCUCUUGCUGCUUUAUACGGUGCUCAAAGAGGUUAUGAGGUGGAAAUCUACGAAUUGCGUCCUGAUUUACGAGACAAAAAGAGCAUCCCGCUAAACUUCACAAAGUCCAUCAACCUUGCUCUCUCCGAACGCGGCAUCCACGCCCUGCGCCAGGCCGGACGACCGGAAAUUCUCGAGGAUGUAAUGCGAGGCGCUAUCCCUAUGCGCGGCCGCAUGAUUCACGGACAAACGUCCUCUGGCGAUCUUUUUGACGACGCCCAGGACUACGACAUCUUUGGCAGGACCAUUUUUGCCGCAGACCGAAACGAACUAAACUCUAAGCUUCUCGACAAGUUGCUUGGCCUUCCAAAUGUCAAAGUCUUCUUCAACCACAAGCUGACCGGUGUCGACUUCAAGGCGUGCAAGGCAUGGCUCGAAGUAAAGGACCAGUUCCUCGCCAAUGGUCGUCACAAGGAGAUUGAGAUUGACUUUGACUUCAUGAUUGGCGCUGACGGUGCCCACUCGGCCACAAGAUAUCACAUCAUGAAGUUUGCGCGCGUCGAUUACCAGCAAGAAUUCAUCGACACCAUGUGGUGCGAGUUCCGCAUGGAGGCCGUCGAAAAGCCCGCCAACGACGCAUUCGAGUCCAAGUUCCGCAUCUCCCCAUACCAUCUGCACAUCUGGCCCGGACGAGACUUCAUGUUCAUUGCCAUUCCUAACGAGGACGGCUCUUUUACAUGCACCCUCUUCAUGCCGCAGAAGCACUUUACCGACCUCGAGGCGAACCCCGCCAAGCUCACUUCCUUUUUUGAUACCCAUUUCCCCGGCGUCCGCAACCAUAUCCCCGACGAGGCCCUCUACCGCUCCUUCAAGGAGAACCCGCAUCUGCCACUCAUUAGCAUCAAAUGCAAGCCGUACCACUUUGGCUCAUCCGGCGUCAUUCUCGGUGACGCAGCCCACGCCAUGGUCCCGUUUUACGGCCAGGGUAUGAAUGCCGGUUUCGAGGACGUCCGCAUCCUCUUCUCCAUCCUCGACAAGCAUGCCGAGCUCGACGAGCCAAACAGCCCCACGGAUGUAGUAUCUGUUUCCUCGCCCGCCGCGCAACGGGCACAAGCUCUUGCUGAGUACUCGGCUGUGCGUGCCCCAGAUGCCCACUCCAUCAACGACCUCGCCAUUAACAACUACAUUGAAAUGCGCUCGUCUGUGCUCUCGCGCACAUACCGCCUGCGCAAAUGGCUUGAGGAGUUUAUGAGUGUGCAUUUCUCGUCAUUUGGCUGGCAGACAAAAUACUCACGUGUAACGUUCUCCUCAGAGCGAUACUCGCAGAUCGUGGCGCAGAACAACCACCAAAGCAUGAUGCUGAUGCGAUGCGUCAUGGGUCUCGCUGCCAGUCCACUUGUCAUUAGCGGUCUUGUUUUAGCUUAUAGAUGUAGAAGAGCCCUUUCCGGUGGCUUCCUCGGCAGGUAACCAACCCAGCUCCAGUGGAAUUUUGUAUAUAUAGAGAACUAGGCCCUUCUGGCCGCUGGCGUGCGACAAGCAAUCAUCACUCAUAUUUUGAUGCACUCUAAAGU